This is a messenger RNA of Fusarium sp. VM40, 789 nucleotides long. The record is from the annotation of a GenBank genome assembly. Lineage: Eukaryota; Fungi; Ascomycota; Sordariomycetes; Hypocreales; Nectriaceae.
AUGGAGCACGACAAGAGCCAAAGGUCAUCAGAAGAGGCACCGUUCCUCGUAGAUGAGGAGAAGGACGUCUUUCCAAGUCCAAGUCGUCCUUCAAGACGUGACAGAUGGGCACAUCUCUUGCCCUACUCCGGUGCCAUCAACCUAGUACUGAUUGUAGUUCUGCUUGUGGCUUGGGGUUUUCAGACCCACAAUCCAAGAAAGGCAUAUAUCCCUGACGAGAUCUAUUCACCAGCGCAAUCAGCUGUCGAAUAUGAAACAGUGGUCUUUAGCGGUGGCUUAAGAGAAGAGGUUUCCAAAUUUCGAGGAUCCACCAGUGAUGUUGACGAUGAGUGGGAUACACUCUACAACAAGGUUCUGAUAUCUCAGAUCUCUCCAGAAUCUGCCGCAAAGCUUCCAAACGCUACAACGCCAUUCACAAACGAUACCGGUCACUACAUUGUUGAGCUUGACGUUUUCCACCAGUUGCACUGCCUCAACAUGUUGCGGAAGCUGGUAUACCCCGACGUGUACACCAUGGACUUGACGUCGGGUUCAGAAAAGGCCAUUGACAACAUCUUCCACAUGGAGCAUUGCUAUGAGCAGCUUAGACAAUCACUCCAAUGCUCCUCUGAUAUUAGCACAAUUUAUUGGGAGUGGAGUGAGAAGAAACAGAGGAUGUUUGGCAACGUCAGGACAACGCAUACUUGUAAAAACUUUGGAAAGAUCAGAGAUUGGGCGGUUGAACAUAAAGCUAAGACGGACUUGGACUUUUACAAACACGUUGAGGGAGCACCACUGUUACAAGAAUAG